Molecule: messenger RNA, 1082 nt
Organism: Temnothorax curvispinosus
Lineage: Eukaryota; Metazoa; Arthropoda; Insecta; Hymenoptera; Formicidae
Product: voltage-dependent anion-selective channel protein 2-like
Exons: 5
Coding region: 163-1023 (286 amino acids)
Biological process (GO): monoatomic anion transmembrane transport
Cellular component (GO): mitochondrial outer membrane
Molecular function (GO): voltage-gated monoatomic anion channel activity
Source: RefSeq, a predicted model, not a curated record
GAGAAAAAGGAGAAGCGUAACCCGACGAAUGAAAUAUUACGUACAUUCGAACGAAUUACGCGAGACUAUCGCUUCUGGAAAUUCUAUUAGUGCUUCAUCCGGAUCAUUCGCAAUUACGACCACGCACGACCACAAUUUACUCCACAACAUACUGAAUUCGUGAUGGAAGCACCGAGUUUCGCAGAUCUUGGGAAAAAUGCAAGGGAUGUUUUUAAAACAGGCUACCACCAAGGCAAGGGCCUUUUCAAGUUCAAUGUCAAGACCAAAUCUACCAAAAGAUUCCAGAUGACGAGUGACGCAACGUUGAAUUUCGAGGCAUCAAAGUUAAACGGUUUAAUGGAGACGAAGUACAAGGCAAAUGCUGGAGCUCUGCUGUUAAAAUGGACGACCGAGGGCGCGCUUUUUCUGGGAUACGAGUUUAACGGGCUGCUAAUGAAGGGCGUUGAUUUGCUCUCCGAGUGCUCGUACAAUCCGGAAACGGCCGCGAAAGGCGUGAAGGUCGGCUCGAAGUUCGCCAACGAGAGGAUCAACGCAAGCUGCGAGAUCUCCAACGAUCCGGAUUCAGGCACCAGCUUGCUCGGCUCGGUGGUACUGAAAUGCCGGGAUUUGCUCCUGGGGUACCAGGGCGGCUACGACGCGACCUCGAACAGGGUGACGAAGAACGACGUCGGGGUCGUCUACGGUUGCGCCGACAUUGACCUGCACCUCCGGUGCACCUGCAUACCGUACGUGUACGGGCUCUCCGUGUUGUACAAAGCGAGACCCGACCUGGACAUCGCGGCGAACGGCAUAUACGGGAAACGAGGCGACGUUCAAAAGUGGACGGUCGGCGCCGCGGCGAAGUGCAAGAUCGACGAGAGGUCGACCCUGCGAUUCAAGUUCAACACCGAUCUCCAGUUAGCCACGAGCUUUCUGCAGAAGAUCAGCGACGGUGUCACGCUGAUCCUCUCGUUCAACAUCGACUGCGCGAACGUCACCAGAGGUGGUCACAGAGUCGGACUAGCGCUCAACAUCGAGGCUUAAACUCGCGGAGUCCUCGCGGAUUUGUGUCGUCCUUGGUAUCGUCUGCUGUGGUGGUGUAC